This is a messenger RNA of Haliaeetus leucocephalus (bald eagle), 1644 nucleotides long. RefSeq names its product minichromosome maintenance complex component 7 (gene MCM7). Gene Ontology annotation, cellular component: MCM complex; nucleus. The coding region runs from base 13 to 1644 and encodes 543 amino acids. The record is from RefSeq and is a predicted model, not a curated record. Gene Ontology annotation, molecular function: single-stranded DNA binding; single-stranded DNA helicase activity; ATP hydrolysis activity. Lineage: Eukaryota; Metazoa; Chordata; Aves; Accipitriformes; Accipitridae. The transcript is spliced from 11 exons. Gene Ontology annotation, biological process: DNA replication; DNA strand elongation involved in DNA replication; double-strand break repair via break-induced replication.
GAGGUCAAGCCCAUGAUGGUGGUGGCCACCUACAGCUGCGACCAGUGCGGGGCCGAGACCUACCAGCCCAUCCAGUCGCCCACCUUCAUGCCGCUGCUGAUGUGCCCAAGCCGCGAGUGCCAGACGAACCGCUCGGGAGGGCGGCUCUACCUGCAGAGCCGCGGCUCCAAGUUCAUCAAGUUCCAGGAGCUGAAGAUGCAGGAGCAUACCGACCAGGUGCCAGUGGGACACCUUCCCCGCUCCAUCAGCGUGGCUGUGCACGGGGAGAACACGCGCCUGGCCCAGCCCGGGGACCACGUCAGCGUCACCGGCGUCUUCCUGCCCCUGCUGAAGACCGGCUUCCGCCAGAUGGCCCAGGGCUUGCUCUCUGAGACCUACCUGGAGGCCCACUGCAUCGUGAAGAUGAACAAGAGCGAGGAGGACGAGUCGGGGGCUGGGGACCUGAGCGAGGAGGAGCUCCGGCAGAUCACAGAGGAGGACUUCUAUGACAAGCUGGCCUCCUCCAUCGCCCCCGAGAUCUACGGCCACGAGGAUGUGAAGAAGGCGCUGCUCCUGCUGCUGGUGGGCGGCGUGGAUCGCAACCCCCACGGCAUGAAGAUCCGAGGAAACAUCAACAUCUGCCUCAUGGGUGACCCCGGUGUGGCCAAGUCGCAGCUCCUGUCCUACAUCGACCGCCUGGCACCCCGCAGCCAGUACACGACAGGCCGGGGCUCCUCGGGCGUGGGGCUGACGGCGGCCGUGCUGCGGGACCCGCUGACGGGGGAGCUGGCGCUGGAGGGGGGUGCGCUGGUGCUGGCCGACCGGGGCGUCUGCUGCAUCGACGAGUUUGACAAGAUGCUGGAGGCCGACCGCACGGCCAUCCAUGAGGUGAUGGAGCAGCAGAGCAUCUCCAUCGCCAAGGCGGGCGUGCUGGCCACCCUCAACGCCCGCUGCGCCAUCUUGGCCGCCGCCACCCCUGCCUACGGCCGCUACAACCCCAAGCGCAGCCUGGAGCACAACAUCCAGCUGCCUGCCGCCCUCCUCUCCCGCUUUGACCUGCUCUGGCUCAUCCAGGACCGCCCUGACCGCGACAACGACCUGCGCCUGGCCCAGCACAUCACCUAUGUGCACCAGCACAGCCGCCAGCCCCCCUGCUCCUUCCAGCAGCUCGACAUGAAGCUGAUGAGGCGCUACAUUGCCAUGUGCAAGCGGAAGCAGCCGGUGGUGCCGGAGGCUUUGGCCGACUACAUCACGGCCGCCUACGUGGAGAUGCGGAAGGAGGCAUGGGCCAGCAAGGACACGACCUACACCUCGGCGCGCACCUUGCUGGGCAUCCUCCGCCUGGCCACUGCCCUGGCCCGGCUGCGGCUGGUGGACGUGGUGGAGAAAGAGGAUGUGAACGAGGCCAUGAGGCUCAUGGAGAUGUCGAAGGACUCGCUGCUGGGGGACAAGGGACAGCAGAGCCGGGUGCAGCGUCCUGCCGACGCCAUCUUUGCGGCAGUGCGGGAGCUGGCGGGGGGCCGGGCUGUGCCCUACGCCGAGGCCCUGCAGCGCUGCUUGGCCAAGGGCUUCACCCCUGCCCAGGUCCAGGCUGCGCUCCAGGAGUACGAGGAGCUCAAUGUGCUGCAGGUCAAUGCCGCCCGCACCCGCAUCACCUUCGUCUGA